AUGUUGGCAUAUCUGCGCUAUGAAUCAUCACAAUCAGAGAUUAGUACCGAUUCUUCUGAGAAAACUGUCAAAGAGGAGCUUAAUCAGGUUACUACCAAAUUAACGAUGCAUUUCACUGAUUCUCCAAAAUUAGAACAUUUUAAUAUGGAUAAAGAAGGUGAACGUCAGAUAGAUGCCUACUAG
Messenger RNA from Diversispora eburnea, 183 nucleotides. The record is from the annotation of a GenBank genome assembly. NCBI's taxonomy places the organism in Eukaryota, Fungi, Glomeromycota, Glomeromycetes, Diversisporales, Diversisporaceae.